Talaromyces atroroseus is the source of this 1056-nucleotide messenger RNA. RefSeq lists its product as hypothetical. The transcript has 2 exons. The coding region runs from base 1 to 1056 and encodes 351 amino acids. NCBI's taxonomy places the organism in Eukaryota, Fungi, Ascomycota, Eurotiomycetes, Eurotiales, Trichocomaceae. The record is from RefSeq and is a predicted model, not a curated record.
AUGGCUCUCGUAAAACGAAGUAUACCACCGGACGGCCGUGAGCCCUACAUUAUCGGACAAUUAGAAGGCGAGCGCAUCACAAUCCCCGGCAGCAAAGGCGCCUUCCGCAUCCUAGCCUCUGCCAAACAGACCGGGGGAACAAUGGCAGUUUUCCAAAGCGCAGCAGUGCUAUCCGACGCGCCGGGAUUCCAUUACCAUAACCAAGCCCAUGAUGUCUUCCUGGUGACAAAGGGAUACUUGAAGCUGUGGAAUGGGGAGAAAUGUCGAAUUAUGGCACCGGGGGAUUUUGCUUAUGUUCCUCCUCAUGUCGUUCACAAUCCCGAAUUACUGGGUCCUCAUACCGAAACAUACGGGCUUGUUACGCCGGGAGACUGGGUUGACUUUUUCCGGCAUGUAUCAGAACCAUAUGAAGGCGUUAUACUUCCAGAGAGUGACAAUCGAGAUCUCAAGGCGCUUCUAAUCCCCAAAGUCAUGGCAGCCAAGGGCCAAUUCGACGUCGUAUUCCAGCCAAGUUACGUACCACCAGCACUAGGAAAUUGGGAUAAAGACGACGAACAGCUCCCAGAAUCAGAGACGCCAUUACCAUACUAUCUACGCGCAAACACCGGGCCUAGGUGGCUCUUGGGAGGUGUAUUGUCCCGCCCGUUCAUUACCACAGCUCAAUGUGACGGGGUAUGUGCUAUUUCGAGCAUUGAGUCAUCAGACACUUUUACCGAAUCGUUGCUGUCGAGAAAAUUAACUUUCCGCACGGUGGACCACUGUCUUUGCGUAAUCGAGGGGUUGUUGGUCAUUCGCAUUCCCGGUUCGCCCGAUAGUGUGAUCCGAGAGGGCGAGACGGCACUUAUACCUGCAGGUCAGGCGUUUUCGUUGAGAUUUGGUAGUAGAUAUGUAAGAGUUUGGUCGUUUACAAGUGGGAAUGGAAUUGAGUCGCUGGUUCACAGGCUCGGAGUGCCGUUUGGAGGCUUCGUCUUGCCUGAUCAGGCCCUGUCUGUUGAGCUUGAUGAACAGAGAGUCAAAGAAGCUGCAGAAGAGCUUGGUGUUGAUAUUCAGGAUUGA